UACACAAUUCGAGAUUUAAACGUGAUUUGAUAACAUUCUCGAUGAUGCAGUAAAUUAAUUAUAUCUUUAUUACAUGUUGUUUAUCGUUUAAAUAGUACUUCGCGAACGAUAUCUAUUAAAUUUGUUGCUUUUUGUUUAUCAAUUGUGUGACAAUCAGUUAGUAAAGUCAGAACAAUGGCACUCUCAAAACCAUCGAACUUAGUUCUUCAACUUAUCGGUGCUUAUUUCGAGCACCUUCAUGUCAGUCCAGUAAAAACUAAAGCGAUCACCAGCUGCAUCAUCGCCACUCUUGGUAAUUUCUUAUCGCAAAAAAUAUCAGGAGCAAAGCACGUCAAUAGCGACAGUCUACUCGCGUUCGCUCUUUUUGGAUUAUUCUUUGGAGGUCCUGUGCCACAUUAUUUUUAUACGUUUAUACAUCCAUUUGUGAAGAGUCCUUAUAAGCUUCUGCUGAUCGAAAGAUGUCUUUAUACACCAUGUUUCGUAGCAUUAGCAUUAUACAUGUUGUCUGUGUUCGAGGGCAGCACGCAUAAAACUGCUUCCAAAAAGAUGCAGAAAUUAUAUUGGCCUGUACUCACUGCCAAUUUAAAAUAUUUAACAUUAUUGCAAUAUAUCAAUUUAAAAUAUGUUCCACCAAUGUUACGUGUCCUAGUGGUAAAUUUAAUUGGUUUCUUUUGGACUGUAUAUCUUGCACAAAUACAAUCCUAAGAACUGCAGGUUAGAAAAAUAGAACAAUAAAAUAUUAAUAUAUAAACACUUACAAGGUUGAAAGGGUCCAUAUAUUUAUAAAGAAUAAUAUAUAUUUUUGUAUCAGAAUUAUAUAAAUAAGUUGAAGGUAAAUAAAAAGUUUAUUUGCAAA
Molecule: messenger RNA, 856 nt
Organism: Hylaeus anthracinus
Lineage: Eukaryota; Metazoa; Arthropoda; Insecta; Hymenoptera; Colletidae
Product: peroxisomal membrane protein 2
Exons: 5
Coding region: 175-705 (176 amino acids)
Cellular component (GO): membrane; cytoplasm
Source: RefSeq, a predicted model, not a curated record